CUAGUUUCCAGGCAAGAAGAGAGUUGGUCCACUCAUCAUUAUUAGCUUGAGGGAGGCCUCUUCAGGGCAAGCAUUGAAAAAUCCAGUUCCAUCUGAUGCAGCCAGGCACUUUAUCAAGACCCCGUGGAGUGUCAACUAGCAACCGACCCACCUGGCAAGAUUCACGACACCUAGCUAGUAACGAUUGUAAUGGACAAAAGUAGCCAGCUAACUAGUCAAAAUCUGUAGAAUAUCGUCGACAAAUGCGUGUGUUAAAGCCACGUAGCUCUAGCUAUGCUAAUUGAUUUCAUAAAUCAAGCUAGCUAGUUGCUACCGCAACUUUUAUCCAAAGUAGCAGCGAGCUAGCAGUCAAGCAUCCCUCGCUAACUUGGGGUAUUUUUGCUAGCUAACUGGUUAAUAUUCAAAUACCCAUACAACACAGUUAUUUGGCCACCCGUUAUAUUUUUGGAGCCAGCUAUCUGAACGACUUUUAUAAUAUAGCCGUCUUAAUUGAGACUGCUGGCUAGUUGAACAGUUUAAUCAGUUGGUCAUCAUCGCUUCGUCUAGCUAGCCACAGUAGCUUUGCUAGCCAACCUGCUAACGUUACUUUGUUCACUAGCUAGCAAACUAGCGCCAGGCAUCUAGCAAGGUGCUGCUGACGACAGCCAGUACAGUGGCUAGCCAGCUAGCUAGCCAAAAUCCGAGUAGUUUUGUUGCUCUUUCUCCAUUAAAAAAAAUCCCUGCGAUGAUGGAAAAGAGUGGUUCAGAAAUGUCAGGGAAAAGAAGGGGUAGGAAUACAGUUAAUAAUCCUAACAAAAGUUUAGCUACAAAUGGGAAUAUCAACAAUUCAUGGGAGGAAGGAAGUUCGGGCUCCUCCAGUGAUGAUGAGCAUGGUAGGUCAACACGACGGUGGUAGCCUCGGUCACUCUAAACUAGUUCAUACACUUGUACACUGAUUCAAAAUAUUAUUCCUGUGUUUAUGUUAUAUGUUCAGGUAGUGGUGGUAUGAGAGUUGGGACUCAGUAUCAAGCCCUCGUGCCAGACUAUGAUCCAGGUGAGUCAUUUUACUGUUCACAGUCAUGAAGAUGGAACAGGUUACCAGACAUGAUAGCCUCGAACAAUUCCUGGUCGUCUAUUCCACGAGCUUUGACUAAGCGGGCUACAGCUAACUACAUCUGUAUUAUUUUGACAUUCCAACUCCUGUCCACGGCUACAUUGUUUCCUGUUUGAACGGAUUUAAGCGCAGAACUAAUGUCUAUGUAUCCAAUAUAUUUAAGCAUAUUUAGAUGCUGAAUUAAAAAAUCGGAGAUGAGCUAAUUAAAAAGUUUGUAAUUUACUUCCGUUAUAGCUGGGCCCUAAUUGUUGGUCGAACGACCAUUAUUAUAAACGUUUAAUUGAAGUUUAUUGGGGGUGAGAAUGGUGUAGAUGGCUACCCUUUACAGAACGAAUCAUUAUGAAAUGUAUUAUUUGUAGCUGCUUUCACUAGCCUAUAAGCCUAUUUCUGAUAAGUCCUGAUUUCUGAUGGUCCAUAUUUUUUUCUCAAUUUGGUCUCCAUGAGAGAAUUGAUAGGCUUGUGCUGAUGAUAAUACAUGUUGUAUUUUCCAAAUGAACAUGGAAUUUAAUUCUAGCUAAACCUGUAUUAUUGGAAAUGGGUUUCACUUUCACCAGAGUUUCACUAUCAACAUUUAAAACAUAAAAGCAUUUAGGAUAAAGGCAAUGAGUAGUUUGAGUAAUUAAGUCACUGGUCCUCAUUCGAUCCUUUAUCCCCCCUGUGACAGAGAUUGCCAAGGCGGCAGAGGAGAGGGACAACCUGGGCAUGCUGGUGUGGCUCCCCAGCCCAAACCUGGCUGAAGCUAAAUGUGAGAAACAUUCAAGUCAUUUUCCUCAUUAUGUACCAAAUGUAAACUACUUGCCCAGUUUACUUUUGCAAACCUUAUGUUUAUCUGAAGCAAAAUAUUUAGUUAAUGUAAUAGCUAUGCAAUAAUAACAGAAAUGGGUAGCUGAGUGUUAUGCAAGUGAGUGUUAUGCCAUAGUCUUUUGGAUAUAUACAGUACCAGUCAAAAGUUUGGACACCUACUCAUUCAAGGAUUUUUCUUUAUUUUGACUAUUUUCUACAUUGUAGAAUAAUAGUGAAGACAUCAAAACUAUGAAAUAUCACAUAUGGAAUCAUGUAGUAACCAAGAAAGUGUUAAACAAAUCAGAAUAUUUUAAAUAAAUAAAUAAAUAGGUCAUUUAGCAGACGCUCUUAUCCAGAGCGACUUACAGGAGCAAUUAGGGUUAAGUGCCUUGCUCAAGUGCACAUCGACAGAUUUUUCACCUAGUCAGCAUCGGGGAUUAGAACCAGCGACCUUUCGGUUACUGGCACAACGCUCUUAACCACUAAGCUACCUGCCGUUUUAGAUUCUUCAAAGUAUCCACCCUUUGGCUUGAUGACAGCUUUGAACACUCUUGGCAUUCUCUCAACCAGCUUCAUGAGGUAGUCACCUGGAAUGCAUUUCAAUUAAUAGGUGUGCCUUGUUAAAAGUUAAUUAGUGGAAUUUCUUUCCUUCUUAAUGCGUUUGAGCCAAUCAGUUAUAGGGGUGGUAUACAGAAGAUAGCCCUAUUCGGUAAAAGACCAAGUCCAUAUUAUGGCAAGAACAGCUCAAAUAAGCAAAGGGAAAUGACAGUCCAUCAUUACUUUAAGACAUGGUCAGUCAAUCCGGAACAUUUCAAGAACUUUGAAAGUUUCUUCAAGUGCAGUCACAAAAACCAUCAAGCGCUAUGAUGAAACUGGCUCUCUUGAGGACCACCACAGGAAAGGAAGACCCAGAGUUACCAGGACUUCAUGGUCGAAUUGCUGCAAAGAAACCACUACUAAAGGACACCAAUAAGAAGAGACCUGCUUGGGCCAAGAAACACGAGCAAUGGACAAUAGACCGGUGGAAAUUUGUCCUUUGGUCUGGAGUCCAAAUUUGAGAUUUUUGGUUCCAACAGCCAUGUCUUUGUGAGACGCAAUGUGGGUGAACGGAUGAUCUUCGCAUGUGUAUUUCCCACCGAAAAGCAUGGAGGAGGUGGUGUGGAGGUGCUUUGCUGGUGACACUGUCUGUGAUGUAUUUAGAAUUCAAGGCACACUUAACCAGCAUGGCUACCACAGCAUUCUGCAGCGAUACACCAUCCCAUCUGGUUUGGGCUUAGUGGGACUAUCAUUUGUUUUUCAACAGGACAAUGACCCAACACACCUCCAGGCUGUGUAAGGGCUAUUUGACCAAGAAGGAGAGUGAUGUAGUGCUGCAUCAGAUGACCUGGCCUCCACAAUCCCCCGCCUCAACCCAAUUCAGAUGGUUUAGGGAUGAGUCGAACGGCGGAGUGAAGGAAAAGCAGCCAAUAAGUGCUCAGCGUAUGUGGGAACUCCUUUUUGACUGUUGGAAAAGCAUUCCAGGUGACGGUGGUUGAGAGAAUGGCAUAAGUGUGCAAAGCUGUUUUCAAGGGAAAGGUUGGCUAUUUGAAGAAACUCAAAUAAAAUAUAUUUGGAUUUGUUCAACACUUUUUGGUUACUAAAUGAUUAUUUCAUGGUUUUGAUGUCGUCACUAUUAUUCUACAAUGUAGAAAAUAGUAAAAAAAUUAAAUAAACUUGAGUAGGUGUGUCCAAACUUUUGACUGGUACUGUACAUAUACAAUGCAUUUGGAAAGUAUUCAGACCCCUUGACUUUUUCCACAUUUUGUUACGUUAAAGCCUUAUUCUAAAUUGGAUAAAAAAAAUUGUUGCAAAAAAUUAAUACAUGGAAAUAUUACAUUUACAUAAGUAUUCAGACCCUUUACUCAGUACUUUGUUGAAGCACCUUUGGCAGCGAUUACAGCCUCAAGUCGUCUUGGGUAUGACGCUACAAGCUUGGCACGCUACAAGCUUGGCACACCUCAAGCUCUGUCAGGUUGGAUGGGGAGCGUCGCUGCACAGCUAUUUUCAGGUCUCUCCAGAGAUGUUAGAUCGGGUUCAAGUCCGGGCUCUGGCUGGGCGUCUCAAGGACAUUCAGAGACUUGUCCUGAAGCCACUCCUGCAUUCUCUUGGCUGUGUGCUUAGGGUCGUUGUCCUGUUGGAAGUUGAACCUUCGCCCCAGUCUGAGGUCCUGAGCGCUCUGGAGCAGGUUUUCCUUAAGGAUCUCGCUGUACUUUGCUCCGUUCCUCUUUCCCUCAAUCCUGACUAGUCUCCCAGUCACUGCCACUGAAAAACAUUCCCACAGCAUGAUGCUGCCACUACAAUGCUUUACCGUAGGGAUGGUGCCAGGUUUCCUCCAGACGUGACGCUUGGCAUUCAGGCCAAAGAGUUCAAUCUUGGUUUCAUCAGACGAGAGAAUCUUGUUUCUCAUGGUCUGAGAGUCCUUUAGGUGCCUUUUGGCAAACUCCAAGCAGGCUGUCAUGUGCCUUUUUUACUGAGGAGUGGCUUCCGUCUGGCCACUCUACAAUAAAGGCCUAAUUGGUGGAGUGCUGCAGAGAUGGGUGUCCUUCUGGGAGGUUCUCUCAUCUCCACAGAGGAACUCUGGAGCUCUAUCAGAGUGACCAUCUGGUUCUUGGUCACCUCCCUGACCAAGGCCCUUCUCCCCCGAUUGCUCAGUUUGGCCGUGCGGCCACCUCUAGGAAGAGUCUUGGUGGUUCCAAACUUCUUACAUUUAAGAAUGAUGGAGGCCGCUGUGUUCUUGGGGACCUUCAAUGCUGCAGACAUUUUUUGGUACCCUUCCCCUGAUCUGUGCUUCGACACAAUCAUGUGUCGGAGCUCUACGGACAAUUCCUUUGACCUCAUGGCUUGGUUUUUGCUCUGACAUGCACCGACAACUGUGGGACCUUAUAUAGACAGGUGUGUGCCUUUCCAAAUCAUGUCCAAUGAAUUGAAUUUACCACAUGUGGACUCCAAGUUGUAGAAACAUCUCAAGGAUGAUAAAUGGCAACAGGAUGCACCUGAGCUCAAUUUCGAGUCUCAUAGCAAAGGGUCUGAAUACUAAUGUAAAUAAGGUAUUUCUGUUUAUUUUUAAUACAUUUACCUAUUUUUGCUUUGUCAUUGUGGGGUAUUGUGUGUAGAUUAAGGGGAAAAACAUUUAUUUAAUCCAUUUUAGAAUAAGGCUAUGUUUUAUAUAUUUUUUACAGUGGAUGAAUACAUUGCAAUUGCCAAAGAGAAGCAUGGGUACAACAUGGAACAGGCACUGGGGAUGCUCUUCUGGCACAAGCACAACAUUGAGAAGUCCCUGGCAGAUUUGCCCAACUUCACACCUUUCCCAGAUGAGUGGACAGUGGAGGACAAGGUCCUGUUUGAACAGGGCUUCAGCUUCCACGGAAAAACAUUCCACCGUAUACAGCAGAUGGUGAGCCUAACGCCGCCGAAUUGUAUCAUUUUUGUCAGUAAAAAGCAGACUACUUCAUUGGCAAACAUGGAACACAUCAUGAUGACGAUGACAUGAUACUGAAUGCUAAUUUGGGGUGUUCAUUGUGUGAUGUCUCUAAACCACAAAUUAUGCAGAAAACAGUGUUUUCGUUUGUCAUUGAUAAGUUCUUCUUGUGCUAGCUACCAGACAAAUCCAUUGCCAGCUUGGUUAGAUUCUACUACUCAUGGAAGAAGACACGGAGCAAAACCAGUGUCAUGGAUCGCCAUGCACGCAAGCAGAAGAGGGAACGAGAGCAGAGGUAUGAGAAGUGUAUGCUUUUGUUUAAAAUGCAUGAACCCAGUCUCUCAACUUUCACUCCCUUUUGAAAAAGUAGUCCUGGGUGGUUUCAACCAUUCCAAAUUAGCCCCAAAAACUGAUUAUUGUAUUAUUAGGAAAGUCUUGCCAAGAAUACCAUUAUUUUUUUCUAUGUAUCAAGUUUUUGCUUUAUCUUUUCAGUGAGGAUGAGGCUGAGGAGACCAAUGGAAAUGCUCCAAGCGAUGUAGAGUACGAACCAAAUAAAGAGGAGAAGAAAGAGGUGGGUCUAUUCAGAGGCUCUUAUCAUUUAAUACACAAAUGUAGUUUAUUGAAGCCAACUAACAUGGUAAUUUUCUGUUUUAGCUGGGCGCAGCACCUGAGAAACAGGAGCCAAAACCACUAGCAGUGGUACAGAAGGUAGCUUUUGAAUUCCAAAUAUUUUCAUUACCAUUUCAAUAGAAACAUACAACAUUCAUAUUCAAUUCACUCUACUUUUGAUGGUUGGGCUUUUUAACCUAAAUGUAUUCCUUCACGUCUAGCCGACUACUGGCGUGGCAGAGAAACUGACCCACGUCAAGAAAGAACCCCAGGGUCCUCCAGGGAAGAACCUGCACCGUGCUAAGAAGAAGCCUCCUAAAGGAAUGUAUCUGAGUCAGGGAGACGUAGCUGCUAUGUCCACCAGCACCCCUGCUGCGGUCGGUGUGCUGCGGCAAAUGGACAUGGAGCUGGUUGGCAUCAAACGGCAGGUUAGUGCACUGUCUUAACAGUAAUACAUUAUUCUUCUGUGACAGCAUUUCCUAUCCAUUGAUGAGUACAUUUUGUGUCAAUCAUGUAUUGGUGUCAAUGGGAGAUUUGUGUGGAAAUUAAGAACUAAGCCUGUGUACCUUGAGUAUCUUUAGGUUGAUGAGUUAACCUGGACAUUAUUCCUUAAUGAGUUUUAUCCCCUUCUAGAUCCAGAGCAUCAAACAGAAUAACAGUGCCCUGAAGGAGAAGCUAGAUGUGGGAGUAGACAACUUCAGAGUACCUGAGGUAACGCUAUUGCUGAUUUAGAGUUCUGACCUUCUCAUUUCACUGUCUCCAUAGAAUUAAAGGUGCUCUAUGCAGAAAUGGCUCCUAAUAGUUAGCCUAAUUUCAGUUUGUGACAAAACAAGCAAGUAUUGUGUAGAGAACCAUCGUACAAUCUAAACCGCUGUGAAAUAUAUUUUCAUAACCAAAAAUAUUGUGUUUUUCGCUGUUUGAAGCUGGUGUACAAAACCGAAAGUAAAAGACGCAAAAACGAAACUUAAGAACGGGAAACAGAACAGAUCUACCACUUUUUAGACUUGCGUUCAAUGAGUGACAGAUCUGUAACACACAUUUCUAUGUACAUUUGGUAGGAUCGCCCAAAAGGUUUCCAGCCAAUUGUCGAAAAUAGGUUUAUUGCUCAGCAUUGAUCAACUCAGCGUACACUAGUGGAAUCUGCUGGUCAGAAGAAUUUUAGAGCAGCCAAAUGAUUAUAGAUUACGUCACACACGCCGUAGCACAGAGACAGCGCUGAGAUGUCUAGUAUUUGUAAAAAAAAAUCAAAUAAUAAAAACAUAUGUACAUUAUUAUAUGUUUGAAAUAGGAUCCCAUUUCCCAGCUCAUUAGACGCUAGCAACUCUCAAAAUCAACUUGCACAACUUUCGGUAACCAACCUUCAAUGAAAAGGUUUCACUUCCUUUUGUCUUCUACCAAUACCAAACCAAUCAGGUGGUUUGCGACCAAAAUAAAGUUUGACGUCAUUGAUGACAUGCUUCUGAUAAAGUGAUACGGGCAUCAGCACACUGCUUUGAAGUAAACUGCUUUGCGAUUGCUCCGGUAUCAAACGUAACAUCACUUGCCUUGUAAUACAUUUUCACCUGUCGUGUUGCUUGUAUGUUUGUGACUAUUUAUGUCUCAGGUGAACCAGAAGUUUAACACACGCUGGACAACAGAGGAGCAACUGCUUGCUGUACAAGGUAAUUGAUUGCAAGUGCAACAGAUGGGUUGGGAUUAGAGAAAGGGAGGAGGUAGAACAUUUAACCAACUGAAGUAGGGACCAUGUGAAAAGUCAGAUGAUAAAGAAUUUCAUCUUGAGUUCUGUUUCACUGGGGGGCAUGGCACAUAACAAUCUCAAUUUGUUCAAAAUGUAUGUUCACUCCAUUGUAACCUCUUCCAGCCAUCAGAAAAUAUGGGCGGGACUUCCAGGCUAUCUCUGACGUGAUAGGCAACAAGUCUGUGGUGCAGGUGAAGAACUUCUUUGUCAACUACCGCCGACGCUUCAACCUGGAUGAGGUGCUGCAGGAAUGGGAGGCCGAGCACGGGAUGGAGGGAGCAGCCAAGGGAGGAGAGGAGAAAAUGGACACAUCACCAUCUCCCACUGAGGAUGGAGCCACCAUCCCUGUGCCGCCAGAGGACCAAAAAGAGGUGUGUGACUGACCACUCUUUGUAUUGCGUAAUGGAUUUAUGUAUGUAUGUAUGUAUGUAUGUAUGUAUGUAUGUAUAUAUAGAUAUAUAUAUAUAUAUAUAUAUAUAUAUAUAUAUAUAUAUAUAGAUGUAUGUGUGUGUGUAUAUACAGCUCUGGAAAAAAUUAAGAGACCACUGCACAUUUUUCUUAAAUCAGCCUCUACAUGUAUGACAGCCAUUCCAUUCCAGUGUCUAUUGAAUUCCAACACAGGCACACCUCAUUCUACUGAAUUAGGUACUGAUUAGGUGGUCACCUGAACCAAAUCUUAUUUAACGGGGAAAAGUAUAAAAACCACUGCUGUGGUCAUCACUAUCCUCUUGCAAUAGGACCAGCUGGAUGGCAAAAACAGUGCUAAUAGUACCUCAGAAGUAAUAUUAAUCAAAAAAUAACUAUUGUCCAUGCCAAAAGAGUUGAAAAGGAAAGUUUUGAGUGAGGAAAAGAAAGGUUCAAUUCUGGCUUUACUGGCAGAGGGAUUCAGUGAGCGUCAGGUUGUUUCCAUCCUUAAAAUGUCAAAUACGGCGGUUCAUAAGAACAAGGUCAAGCACCAGACAUUGGGGACAACAAAGCUACAGACCGGCAGAGGGCGAAAACGACUCUCUACUGACCGGGAUGACCGCCAACUCAUUCGAAUGUCACUCAACCGUAGGAUGACAUCAAGUGACCUACAAAAAUAAUGGCAAACGGCAGCUGGGGUGAAGUGCACGGCGAGGACGGUUCGAAACAGGCUCCUAGGGGCAGGGCUGAAGUCGUGCAAAGAUAGAAAAAAGCCCUUCAUCAAUGAGAAGAGCCAGGCUGAGGUUUGCAAAAGACCAUAAGGAUUGGACCGUAGAGCACUGGAGUAAGGUCAUCUUCUCUGAGUCCAAUUUUCAGCUUUGCCCAACACCUGGUCGUCUAAUGGUUAGAUGGAGACCUGGAGAGGCCUACAAGCCACAGUUUCUCGCACCCACUGUGAAAUUUGGUGGAGGAUCGGUGAUGAUCCGGGGGUGCUUCAGCAAGGCUGGAAUCGGGCAGAUUUGUCUUUGUGAAGGACGCAUGAAUCAAACCACGUACAAGGUUGUCCUGGAAGAAAACUUGCAUCCUUUUGCUCUGACAUUGUUCCCCAACUCUGAGGAUUGGUUUUUCCAGCAGGACAAUGCGCCAUGCCACACAGCCAGGUCAAUGAAGGUGUGGAUGGAGGACCACCAGAUCAAGACCCUGUCAUGGCCAGCCCAAUCUCCAGACCUGAACCCCAUUGAAAACUUCUGGAAUGUGAUCAAGAGGAAGAUGGAUGGUCACAAGCCAUCAAACAAAGCCAAGCUGCUUGAAUUUUUGUGCAAGGAGUGGCAUAAGGUCACCCAACAUCAAUGUGAAAGACUGGUGGAGUGCAUGCCAAGACGCAUGCAAGCUGUGAUUGAAAAUCAGGGUUAUUCCACCAAAUAUUGAUUUCUGAACUCUUCCUAAGGUAAAACAUUACUAUUGUGUUUAAAAAUGAACAUGAACGUAUUUCCUUUGCAUUAUUCGAGGUCUGACAACACUGCAUCUUUUUUGUUAUUUUGACCAGUUGUCAUUUUCUGCAAAUAAAUGCUCUAAAUGACAAGUUUUAUUUAGGAGAAAUGUUGUCAGUAGUUUAUAGAAUAAAACAAAAAUGUUAUUUUUACCCAAACACAUACCUAUAAAUAGUAAAACCAGAAUUUUGCAGUGGUCUCUUAAAUUUUUUGUGUACACACCACACACACAGUUGAAGUCGGAAGUUUAUAUACACUUAGGUUGGAAUCAUUAAAACUCGUUUUUCAACCACUCCACAAUUAUUUUUAACAAACUAUAGUUUUGGCAAGUCGGUUAGGACAUCUACUUUGUGCAUGACACAAGUAAUUUUUCCAACAAUUGUUUACAGAAAGAUUAUUUCACUUAUAAUUGACUGUAUCACAAUUCCAGUGGGUCAGAAGUUUACAUACACUAAGUUGACUGUGCCUUUUAAACAGCUUGGAAAAUUCCAGAAAAUGAUGUCAUGGCUUUAGAAGCUUCUGAUAGGCUAAUUGACAUCAUUUGAGUCAAUUGGAGGUGUACCUGUGGAUGUAUUUCAAGGCCUACCUUCAAACUCAGUGCCUCUUUGCUUGACAUCAUGGGAAAAUCAAAAGAAAUCAGCCAAGACCUCAGAAAAAUUAUUGUAGAGCUCCACAAGUCUGGUUCAUCCUUGGGAGCAAUUUCCAAACGCCUGAAGGUACCACGUUCAUCUGUACAAACAAUAGUACGCAAGUAUAAACACUAUGGGACCACGCAGCCAUCAUCCCGCUCAGGAAGGAGACACGUUCUGUCUCCUAGAGAUGAACGUACUUUGGUACGAAAAGUGCAAAUCAAUCCCAGAACAACAGCAAAGGACCUUGUGAAGAUGCUGUAGGAAACAGGUACAAAAGUAUCUAUAUCCACAGUAAAACGAGUCCUAUAUUGACAUAACCUUUAAAAGCCAGCAAGGAAGAAGCCACUGCUCCAAAACCGCCAUAAAAAAGCCAGACUAUGGUUUGCAACUGCACAUGGGGACAAAGAUCAUUCUUUUUUGAGAAAUGUCCUCUGGUCUGAAAAACAAAAAUAGAACUGUUUGGACAUAAUGACCAUUGUUAAGUUUGGAGGAAAAAGGGGAACGCUUGCAAGCCAAAGAACACCAUCCCAACCGUGAAGCACGGGGGUGGCAGCAUCAUGCUGUGGGGGUGCUUUGCUGCAGGAGGAACUGGUGCACUUCACAAAAUAGAUGGCAUCAUGAGGAAGGAAUAUUAUGUGGAUAUAUUGAAGCAACAUCUCAAGACAUCAGUCAGGAAGUUAAAGCUUGGUCGUAAAAGGGUCUUCCAAAUGGACAGUGACCCCAAGCAUACUUCCAAAGUUGUGGCAAAAUGGCUUAAGGACAACAAAGUCAAGGUAUUGGAGUGGCCAUCACAAAGCCCUGACCUCAAUCCUAUAGAUAAUUUGUGGCCAGAACUGAAAAAGCAUGUGCGAGCAAGGAGGCCUACAAACCUGACUCAGUUACACCAGCUCUGUCAGGAGGAAUGGGCCAAAAUUCACCCAACUUAUUGUGGGAAGCUUGUGGAAGGCUACCCAAAAUGUUUGACCCAAGUUAAACAAUUUAAAGGCAAUGCUACCAAAUACUAAUUGAGUGUAUGUAAACUUCUCACCCACUGGGAAUGUGAUGAAAUAAAUAAAAGCUGAAAGAAAUAAUUCUCUCUCCUAUUAUUCUGACAUUUCACAUUCAUUCAUAAAAUAAAGUGGUGAUCCUAACUGACCUAAGACAGGGAUUUUUACUAGGAUUAAAUGUCAGGAAUUGUGAAAAACUGAGUUUAAAUGUAUUUGGCUAAGGUGCAUCACAGUGCUAGCUGCGCCACUAGAGAUCCUGGUUCGAAUCCAGGCUCUGUCGUAGCCGGCCGUGACCGGGAGACCCAUGGGGCGGCGCACAAUUGGCCCAGCGUCGUCCAGGGUAGGGGAGGGAAUGGCCGGCAGGGAUGUAGCUCAGUUGGUAGAGCAUGGCGUUUGCAAAGCCAGGGUUGUGGGUUCGUUUCCCACGGGGGGCCAGUAUGAAAAAUGUAUGCACUCACUAACUGUAAGUUGCUCUGGAUAAGAGCGUCUGCUAAAUGACUAAAAUGUAAAUGUAUGUAAACUUCUGACUUAAACUGUGUGUGUGUGUAUAUGUGUGUGUGUGUGUGUAUAUAUAUAUAUAUAUAUAAUUUGCACUAUGCCCUACUGUUUUUGUGGUCCCCUUUUUUAUCUGUAGUGAUGCAUCAAAUCUUUAAAUCGCGGGUUAAACUUUUCCAGCUCGAGUCCCAAAUGAGAAAUUGACCGUCCUCCCGUGACCCAAAUUAAGAGGAAAUAGUGUAUGAUUACAGAUGCGUUCUAAUAACUUGAGACCCACCUCUUACAUGCCCAGGUCCCGACCCAUAGUUUAAGAAGCUCUGCUUUAAAGAUCCUUAAUUGAAACAAUAAUAAGGCGGUCACCCUGCCUGUGUUUUGGUAAAAAGCUGAGGGAUGGGCCUGGACAAAUGUAACCACUCUCAAAAUCAUAGACCAAGCUAUGGAUGCAAGGACUGACCAUCCAUGAUAUCAAAAUUAUAGUUUUAACCAUGUUUUGAGGCUAUACAAUGUUUUGUUUACAAACAUUGGAGUAAAACAAGCUUGUAUUUGGGGUCCUGAUUUGGUAUGACAGUUGAACUUAGCUCAUGAGGAAUUUAUAAGUUAUAUUUAAGCAAUAAGGCCAGAGGGGGUGUGGUAUAUGACCAAUAUACCACAGCUAAAGGCUGUUCUUAGCAACGCAACGCGGAGUGCCUGGUUUACAGCCCUUAGCUGUGGUACAGUAUGUUGGCCAUAUACCACAAACCCCCAAGGUGCCUUAUUGCUAUUAUAAACUGGUUACCAACGUAAUUAGAGCAGUAAAAAUACAUGUUUUGUCAUACAUGUGGUAUACGGUCUGAUAUAUCACGGCUGUCAGCCAAUCAGCAUUCGGGGCUCGAACCACCCAAUUUAUAAUCUUCAGGAAUCAAUGUGUAUAUCUCAUUAAGUCUAUAAGCAAUUAAGGAUUCCAGCUUUAAAUAAUUCCAGUCUUUAAUUUGAGUUUUUUUUGCCAUAUGUAUUAAGUGCAAAUACUCCCCAAUGUUGUCUCUUUACAGGAAUCCUCACUAGUGGAAGCACAACAACCUCUAGCAUCCUGAGUGGCCAGCCAUUUUGGAUAAUUCUGUUGGCGGAACUGCUCCCUCUGAGAUUUUACUUCUGUUCUGAAGAGGCGAUGAUGAAUCUGCACAGGUUACUCCCUGUCUGUGCAGGCCUGUUCAAGAAGGUCAUUCCUGUUACCUCAUCCCCAAUUCAAGGAUGUUUUUCAGCUGCCCACCAAUUAACUUACAGCACCAGUUUUCAGCCGGACUGACAGUCAAAGUAACCAGAAUUAUCUGACUGCACUUUAACCCAUCCCAGAAAAAUCUUCUGUAUCAACUGUAACUUGUGUAUGCAUCUGGCGCCUUUUACCCUGCCUCUGUCACUCUCAACAUUACAGAUGAUCCCUGUUAUCCAGCCCACAAUAUCCGUUUGUCAUUUUAUCCUUCUGCAACCCUCUUUACUUUGUAAAGACUGGGUUUUGUUGUGUAGUAUUUAAUCGUAUCGCAGUAGGUCUCGGUAUGAAAUGACCCUGUGGACUACGAUUAUUUUCUAUUGUGCCCUACACGCGCUGGAACGAACAUGAGGAAGCCGUCUUUGUUCACCAGACGGCCAUAAAGAAAA
Coregonus sp. 'balchen' is the source of this 13320-nucleotide messenger RNA. Lineage: Eukaryota; Metazoa; Chordata; Actinopteri; Salmoniformes; Salmonidae. The record is from the annotation of a GenBank genome assembly.